CAAAUAAUUUGUUUCACAUAUGCAGAAACAUUUUUGUUGCUUAAGUAUAGUUAAAUGACAACUGUGUAUAAAAAAAAUUUACUUGAUUUCUGUAAGCGGUUUACUGGAAUAUCAAAAGACUUUUAGACGAUGUAGUCUUGAAUUGUGUACUUAAUUGUAAAAGGAGAAUAAGUUUUACUACGCAGAAACGAGUAUGGAUUUUAAAAACAACAGUGCUGUGGUUAGCAUUACGGGAAAUGAACUAAACCCACAGUCACAUUCAACGACUGAUCACACUAACAGUGUGUCUUUUAAAGAAGGCUUCCUAGAACAUGGCAGUGAUGUUAUGGAUGAAGAAAUUUGCACUAGAUUUAGAUGGAAACGUGUCUUAAAUCCAUCGGGUCCGCAACCUAGACCACGUCAUGGUCACAGAGCUAUUAAUAUUAAGGAGCUAAUGGUUGUGUUUGGUGGUGGCAAUGAAGGCAUUGUCGACGAAUUGCAUGUUUACAAUACAGUUACAAAUCAAUGGUUUGUUCCAGCUAUGAAAGGUGAUGUUCCUCCCGGCUGUGCAGCAUACGGAUUUGUGGUAGAAGGAACGAGAAUAUUUGUUUUUGGUGGUAUGAUUGAAUAUGGUAAAUACUCGAAUGAACUGUAUGAAUUACAAGCUUCAAAAUGGGAAUGGCGUAAAAUGCAUCCAUUUCAACCAGAUAACGGCCCUGUACCAUGUCCACGUCUAGGUCAUAGUUUUACCAUGGUUGGGGAAAAAAUAUUUUUAUUUGGUGGUCUUGCUAACGAAUCUGAUGAUCCGAAAAAUAAUAUUCCAAAAUAUCUUAAUGAUAUAUAUAUCUUGGAAAUUCACGGUGUAAACGCUCACAAUGGCCGAUGGAUUAUGCCCAAAACAUAUGGAGAAAGUCCCCCUCCUCGCGAAUCGCAUACUGGAGUAUCUUUUAUGUGCAAACAAAAUAAACUAAAUUUGUUGAUAUACGGUGGAAUGAGUGGAUGUCGCUUGGGAGAUUUAUGGCUUUUAGAUACAGAUACUAUGGUUUGGUCAAAGCCUGUCACUCACGGAAGUCCGCCCUUGCCACGUUCAUUACAUAGCUCUACUUUGAUUUGUAAUAAAAUGUAUGUUUUUGGUGGAUGGGUCCCACUUAUUAUUAAUGAUUCCAAGGCGACAACAGAGCGAGAAUGGAAAUGCACAAACACAUUGGCUGUAUUAGAUUUAGAUACAAUGUCUUGGGCAAAUGUUACAUUGGAUACUUUAGAAGAAAAUGUACCACGAGCACGAGCAGGACAUUGUGCUGUUGGGAUUCAAAGUAGACUUUAUGUUUGGUCGGGACGUGAUGGGUACCGAAAAGCGUGGAACAACCAGGUCAGGGUGUGUUGUAAAGAUCUUUGGUUUCUGGAAGUUACAAAGCCCCUGUAUGCAGUGAAAGUUGCACUUGUUCGAGCAUCUACACAUGCGCUUGAAUUGUGCUGGACACCAACAACUUUUGCGUCAGCUUAUGAACUACAAAUACAAAAAAUUGAACAAAUUUCUUUAGGUCCCAAACAAACACCUGCAAUAGGUUCAAUAUCUACAAAUCCAAUUUCUGUACAAAUUCAAUCGAGUAGCACAGCAGUUGGCGCAACAGAAAAUAAUUUGAAUACUUCAAUGAAGUAUCCAAAAGUUCAAAAUAUAGUAGCUCCUACAAUAAUCAAUACAAGUUCAUCAACCCAGCAAACAGCAUUUCAACAUCAAAUUAGUAAACUUCAAGCUGUACCCUCCUCUCAGCAACAAAAUAACGUUUCUUUUGCCACUCAAUCGCAACAACAUUCACAUCCAAAACUAAUGGCAUCAACCUCAGUAGAUUUAAUGAAUAUAACAACUCAGUCACCACAAACUGCUACUGUCACUAAUGUGUCUGGAGUCACAUCUGCAACGUUAGUAAAUGUUAACCUCACACAACAACAACAGCAACAGGUAACAACAAUAUCUUCAAUAAAUAAUUCUUGCAAUAGUACUGGAAAUUUAACCACAAUAUUACAAAAGCUUAGACCAACUACGGUUGUGACACGAUGUUCUUCUAUUGCAAGUACUUUGAAUUCAAGUGUUGUCUCGAAUGUUUCAUCCGAAAAUACAAUAAAUACCGUUACUGGUCUCCGAGUGGUAACUGCUACACCACAAAGCCUCACUUCGACAUCAGCAGCAGGGCCAGCGGCUGUACGCAUUUUAUCUACUGCAAGUGGGCAGACGUUACGACUCUCUGCAGCUCAAGGUGGCAUUACUGCGGCAACAAUUUUAAAACCAAGUCCACAUUCAAACUCAGCUGCAUCUUUUUCAGGACAACUACAAUCAAAUUCAGGCUCUUCAUCUAAUUCACCUUUAUCUUCAUCAGCCACAAUUUGUGGUAAACAGAUUAUUAUACAAAAGCCGUUGAAUAUAUCGCCAAACGUUCAGUUUCAAUUGGUCAAAACUAGUACUGGAGUUGCAGUCCAAACUUUGCCAAAGGCGAAUUUAAAUCUUAAUAAAACAACCAGUCAGGUACUAAACAAUCCACAAAACGUUGCUGUAACUCAAUCAUCAGUUAAUUUAUCACAACCGGUAAUAAAUACUGUUAGUAGUGGAAUUACAACUAGCACAUCAAGUACGAGUAGUUCUGCUACAUUGUCAACUAAUGUUGUACAACAGAAAUCCCUUGUAACAGGAAAUUUGGUUAAACUUGUUUCUUCACACGCGGUUAGUGGGGGAAAGUUAAUCAUGAAAAAUCCAAAUAUACUGCAAGUUGGCAAAGUUGCAUCUAAUAUCGUUGGUGGUAAGCCAUCAUUCGUUAUAACUAAUAAACCAGGUCAACAUUUAACAAAUCAGCAAAUAAUAAUUGUAACAACAGGAACUGGAUUAAGAGCUUUACCAGCAUCAAGUAUAAUGACAAAUGCUGCUAGUACUAAUAUUGUCUCAAUAGUGGGUUCUACAAGUACCACUACUACAGCAGUAGCCGCAUCUCGUAAUGUAGUUACAGGACAAACUAGUGUUAAAAUGAUUCGCGGUGUUGCAGGAACUACCGGAAGACCCAUUACUUUAACCUUGCCCAAAGGUUUAAGUUCAAAUACUACUCACAUUACUUCACAGCAACAACAAACAACACAUCAUCCGAAAAUUGGGUUAGCCAAUACGGCAAACAUUCAACAAAAAACUAUUACUCUUGGUGGUAAAGCCGUGACUGUACAAAUGUCUUCAAAUCCGGGUCUUACAGGUGUUCCAAAAACAGUAACAAUCAUGACAUCAACAUCAAGUGGUCAAACGCAAUCACACACAAACGCUACUAGUAAACUCGUAAUGCUUCCUAACGCGUCAAAUUUGUCUUCAGCUAAGAAAGGUUACGUAAAUAUAUUUAAUUCGAAUUCUGGGUCUGCUAACACUCUCCCAAGAACAAUUACGUUGACAACAAAAAAUAAAAACUCUCAACUUGUAACUACUGCAAACGCUGUUAACAAUUCAAAUGACACUAAUGUGGCAGUACAUACAGUAGGAGAAAAUCAUUAUUCCGAAAGCGAUGCCAUGGACGAUAUAAUAGAACAAUUGGACGGUGCCAUAGAUGUUUUGAAUUUUGCACAUAAUAAUAUAAACGAAGACAUUGAUGAUAGUAUAUCAUCAGAAAAUAAAAAUUCUGUGAAUAGAAUUAUUAAAAGUGAAAAUAUUGAUUCCAGCUUUAAAAUUAAAGAUUCAAAAUCAAGUUUUGAUACAGUAAUAUCAAAUAACACUAAGGAAAAUAUAUUUGAACGUAAUUGCAUAUGCACUGAGGCAGAAGUAUUUGAAAAAGAUGAAAACAAAAAUAAAAUGAGUAAAAUAACGGGAAAUUUAAUGGUAGACAAUGUAACUUGUGGCAGCUGUAGAACAAAUAUAUCUCCAUCAGAUUUAUCAACAAGUAAUAGAGAACUAUAUACAUCGGACAAUAUAAUAACAGCAACAUCAGCUAAAAGGUUAAACAUAAAUUCUAUAUGUAAUAUAUAAGCUUCGACAGUAGUCAUAUGUACCCUAAACACUUAAAUUUUAGUUCAAAAAUAGCCUGAUGUUGAGCCUUGUUAAGAAAGUAAUCAAUUGUCAAUCAAAAUGUUUAUGUCCAAUUCUUGAAGUAAUUACUUCUGUUACUUGUGUAGUCCAAAUUAUAUUUAAAUCAUACUUACGUCAUAGCUAAAACUGCUCGGCACCAGUGCGAUAUAAAGUCAAUUGUUACACUUAUCCAUAAAAUUUUCUAAUAUGGAUAUAUCUAUACAUCCAAUUAGUAUGUAAAUUUUAAUUAUAAAAUUCAAAUAUAAUUUUUAUGUUAACUAAUGCAAAUUCUCUACAACAAAUAA
Molecule: messenger RNA, 4311 nt
Organism: Teleopsis dalmanni
Lineage: Eukaryota; Metazoa; Arthropoda; Insecta; Diptera; Diopsidae
Gene: Hcf
Product: host cell factor
Exons: 10
Coding region: 194-3967 (1257 amino acids)
Biological process (GO): regulation of DNA-templated transcription; chromatin remodeling
Cellular component (GO): histone methyltransferase complex
Molecular function (GO): transcription coactivator activity; protein binding
Source: RefSeq, a predicted model, not a curated record